AUGACACGGUUUCGUCCUUGUAUCGACUUGCACGCGGGCCAGGUCAAGCAGAUAGUCGGCGGCACCUUGACCACUGAGCCUGGAGAGCUAAAGACCAACUUUGUCUCCCAGCACUCCGCUGGCCACUUCGCAAAGCUAUACAGAAAUAGCGGGCUAACGGGUGGCCACGUCGUGAAACUGGGUCCGGGGAACGAUGAUGCUGCCCUUGAAGCACUGAAGGCAUGGCCUGACGGUCUACAUGUCGCUGGCGGGAUUACAGAUAAGAAUGCGCAGUACUGGUUGGAUGCUGGAGCCGAAAAAGUGGUUGUUACGUCUUACCUAUUUCCAGAAGCGCGGUUCUCAAUCGACAGGCUACGGUCGAUUCUUGCGGCGAUUGGCGACGACAAGUCAAGGCUGGUUUUGGACUUGAGUUGCCGAAAACGGGGGAACACCUGGUUUGUCGCCAUGGACAGGUGGCAGACAAUUACUGACAUGGAGAUAACCCAAGAAUCCAUCCAGAUGCUCGAGCCGUACUGUUCUGAGUUCCUCAUCCACGCAGCCGACGUCGAGGGGCUGCAGCAGGGUAUUGACGAGGAGCUGGUGUCGAGGCUCGCGGAGUGGUGCAGCAUUCCGGUUACGUAUGCUGGCGGUGGACGAGGGCUAUCAGACCUUGAGCGGGUCAAGGAAAGCAGCGGAGGGAAGGUCGAUCUCACGAUUGGGAGCGCCCUGGAUAUCUUUGGGGGUUCUGGUGUCACUUUCGAGCAGUGUAUAGAGUGGAACAGGACGAGCGAGGCCUGA
Messenger RNA from Arthroderma uncinatum, 777 nucleotides. RefSeq lists its product as uncharacterized. Gene Ontology annotation, molecular function: 1-(5-phosphoribosyl)-5-[(5-phosphoribosylamino)methylideneamino]imidazole-4-carboxamide isomerase activity. The record is from RefSeq and is a predicted model, not a curated record. Gene Ontology annotation, biological process: L-histidine biosynthetic process; L-tryptophan biosynthetic process. Lineage: Eukaryota; Fungi; Ascomycota; Eurotiomycetes; Onygenales; Arthrodermataceae. Bases 1 to 777 code for a protein of 258 amino acids. The transcript is spliced from 3 exons. Gene Ontology annotation, cellular component: cytoplasm.